Molecule: messenger RNA, 2019 nt
Organism: Clunio marinus
Lineage: Eukaryota; Metazoa; Arthropoda; Insecta; Diptera; Chironomidae
Source: the annotation of a GenBank genome assembly
AUGAAUCACUACACAACAACAUCAAGUACAAUAAAUUUCAGUCUUUCAGCAUACCAAGCAUUCCUUAACUCCGAAAACAACAAUAGUAUAACAUUAAGUGAUGUCAACUUCACGACAACCUUGGAGCCAAUUCAUCGCGGCCCUCCAACUUCUCCUUACAAUGUCACACAAAUGAUAAUUAUAGGAAUUGUUUUUACUAUUCUUGCCCUGCUCACUGUCAUUGGAAAUUUCAUGGUGAUGUUAUCGUUUAAAAUUGACAAACAGUUGCAAACAAUCAGCAAUUACUUCCUGUUUUCGCUUGCAAUCGCUGAUUUAGCUAUAGGCAUGAUAUCAAUGCCACUUUUUACAGUUUCAACAAUCUUGGGACAUUGGCCUUUGGGACCGUUCGUUUGCGAUACCUGGCUAGCUUUAGAUUAUUUAGCUUCGAAUGCUUCCGUGUUAAAUCUUCUUAUCAUUUCAUUUGAUCGUUACUUUUCUGUUACACGCCCGUUAACUUAUCGUGCCAAACGAACAACUAACAGAGCAGCAAUUAUGAUUGCAUCAGCAUGGGGUAUCAGUUUGUUGCUGUGGCCACCAUGGAUUUACAGCUGGCCAUACAUCGAAGGAAAGCGAACUGUACCCGAAUACGAAUGUUACAUUCAGUUCAUUGAAACCAAUCAGUACAUUACUUUCGGUACAGCAAUUGCUGCUUUCUACGUUCCAGUGACGGUUAUGUGCUUUUUGUAUUACCGAAUAUGGCGCGAAACGAAGAAGCGUCAAAAAGAUUUACCCAAUCUUCAAGCAGGAGGUGGUGGAGGCCAUCAAAGUAUCAAAAAGGAUUCGUCAAAACGUUCCAACUCGAGCGAUGAAACUUCUACAAUAAAUCAUCAGAUUGGCGAAUAUAUUGAUCCAAAUUUUUGGCAUCCGCCGCAUUUGGCAGGCGACAACGAAAGCAAUAAUUAUUUUUCAGGUGCACAUCCACAUUCUAUCCACGAUUUGUCAAGACGCACAAGUACAAAGCCCAAUAAUUUCAAAUCAGAUUCAGUGGUCGAAAGCAUCAAGAAUUGGUGCGUUGCAUGGUGGCAUUCGGGACAAGAAGAAGAUUCAUUUGAGGACUUUAAUGAUUGGUAUGAUGGUGAAGGCGAACCAUCAUAUGCUGAAUAUGGCACACCCUGCAGUGCAGAAACGCCUGUUCAAAGCUCUGUUUCACGAUGCACAUCGUUAAACAUUAUACGUGACCCUUACGCACGCGGCAGUUUCUGUCCAUCAACCAGCAACGAUUCACCUUCAACAUUUGUUAAGAAUCGUCAACAGAAUCUUGUCGCAACACAAUCAAAUAGCAUUGGCAUGAAAAAUCCCGAGAAAACUCCUCCAUCUAACUUGAAGCGAAGCCUUUCGCAAGAUUCUGUUUACACGAUUUUAAUAAGACUGCCCAUUGAAGGUGGAAGUGAUUCCGCUCGUCCCAGUACCGACAACACUGAUCGUGACGCAAAACUUCCUUCCAUUAAAAUGUUUUCCGAAGAUCCCAACCUACCCAAAAUCAUGAUGUCUAAAACGGGCGAUGAUUUUGGCACAUUGAAGAAGGGCGAAAAGGAUCCAUUUGCAAUAAACACGCCACAUCAAUCAUACGAAUUUAAUAGUCGACUUCCAUUAAAUGCCAAAAUUAUUCCUCGUAAAACGGUGCUGACGACAAGAGAAAAGGCUCAACAGAAAGCCGCUCUCAACAAGAAGAAAAAGUCACAAGAGAAACGACAAGAAUCGAAAGCAGCAAAAACACUUUCAGCCAUUUUGUUAUCGUUCAUCAUCACAUGGACACCUUACAAUAUUUUAGUUCUCCUUAAGCCGAUCACAUCUUGCACAAAGUGUAUACCUCAAGAAUUGUGGGACUUUUUCUACGCUCUUUGUUAUCUAAACUCAACAAUAAAUCCGGUUUGUUAUGCUCUUUGUAAUGCUUCUUUCCGUCGAACGUACGUUAGAAUUUUGACAUGUAAGUGGCAAUCGAGAAAUCGCGAAGGAAUUUCGCGUGGUGUUUACAACUAA